Molecule: messenger RNA, 1243 nt
Organism: Coregonus sp. 'balchen'
Lineage: Eukaryota; Metazoa; Chordata; Actinopteri; Salmoniformes; Salmonidae
Source: the annotation of a GenBank genome assembly
AUGCUGCUGGUGGGCAUCGGGGGCUCAGGCAGACGGAGCCUUUCCAAGAUGGCCGCCUCCAUCUGUGAGUACCUGGUCUUCCAGGUGGAGGUCACCAAGAAGUACCGCAAGCAGGAGUUCAGAGAGGGUAAGAGAACAUUAUAUAUGACCUACUACCAGACAUGGCUUGAAAUAAUAUUUGAAAUCAUUUAAAAUACUUUAUCUGUGCUUGAUUGAGCUUGCCUGGCACAAUGGAACCAUUAGAAAGGCAGUCUAAAGCAAACACUUUAAGUAUUUGAACCCAGGUAGGUCUACUGCACUUAUACACACUACUCUUCACGUACUCUAUAGCAGUGGUUCCCAACCUUUUUCAGUUACUGUACCACCAACAUAAUUUUGCUCUGCCUGGAGUACCCCUGAAGUACCCCCUCAUGUGCAUUUUACCAGUAGGUCUAUGGUCAGAUGAGUCUUCUCAAGUACCCCCUGUGGAUAGGCCAAGUGCCCAUGGUUGGGAACCACUGCUCUAUAGCACACUGGAGUUUAGUUGGAGUGAGAGAUUUUCUAGUCGUCUGCACUUCACACAGAGGUUGUGAGACAGGAUAUAUUUGGACCUGUUUUGCAAGAGAAAUCCAUUUGUCGAAUUUGGGUGAUCUGCCAACAGCAUUUGUUCAUAACAUAAUUGCACUGAAUUACAGCGUGCUGCUCGGCGCUGCUUGGUCCCUGAAUGUUUAAUAUUCAUUGAGUCAGACCGACAGCCUUAUGUUCUGCAGUCAGACACAUUUUUCAACUGUUGUUUGUCUUUAGUUUAUAUUUUAGUUGCUUUACUUUUACUCCUGUAGUUUCAGAGAUGAUUUCUAUUGAUUGUUCAGGAAUUUCCUGCUUCUCUAACAGAGUUUAGAGACGUACCUGUAAACCAAUAUUCUAUUUUUCCUGAUUUGACUUUCCAUCUUGUCCUGACUCUUGGUCACAUCCCAAGAGUUUGUACAAACUUGUCAUUAUUCCAGAGUCUUUCCUUCCCAGCACUUUGCAACAACUGCUGAUGUAAAAAGGGCCUUAUUGAUCAUUUGGAUUGAUUGAUUAAUUUAAUAGAUUUUGACCCUCAGACAUAAAGGAGUUGUAUGGUCUGACGGGUGUGGACAACAAGCCCACAGUGAUUCUGUUCAACGACACCCACAUAGUAAACCAGUCGUUCCUAGAGGACAUCAACAACAUCCUCAGCUCUGGAGAGGUGCCCAACCUCUACAAACAGGACAAGUUCGAAGAG